CAUUGAUGUGAAGAUUGAAGAGGAGGACAAGGCGCUGCUUUUGUUGGCUUCAUUGCCUUCAUCUUUUGACAACAUCGUGACCACGCUUUUGUUUGGAAAAGAGACCUUAAAAUUUGAUGAAGUAGUUGCUGCGUUGUUGAUGAACGAGACUCGGCGGGGUGGCAACGGGGUAUCAAAUGACGGUCAAGCUUUGGUAGCAAAAGGAGCUGGUCGGGAACGAGGACGGUCUAAAGAGAGGGGCGGCGCGUCCCAACGCUUCAAAUCGAGUAGUAAAAGCUUUCGGUGUUACUACUGCGAUGAAGAGGGUCAUUUCAAAAGGGAUUGUCCAAAGAGGAGGAAUGAAAAGAAGGACGGGAAAACACCCGUGACUGCGGUUGCAGAAAGUUCGAACCAAGAAAUUAAGGAAAAGUUUGAUACCUAUCAAACUUGUGAUGGGGGUGCUGUGAAGAUGGCAAAUGGUGCACGGAGCAAAAUUGCAGGGGUCGGAACAGUGCAAGUUCGCAUGUUUGAUGGCGUGGUGAGAACAUUAUCUGGAGUGAAACAUGUACCGGGUCUAAAAGGAAAUUUGAUUUCAUUGGGGGCUUUAGACUCAGAAGGCUACCGAAUUUUUGCUCAAGGUGGAGUGUUAAAAAUUUCUAGGGGAGCAAUGGUGGUAGCAAAAGGAGUUUUGUCAAAGGGCUUGUAUAAACUUGUGGGAAAAGAUUUGACACAGAAGUUGUCAGAAAGAAAAAUUACAAGUGCAACGAGCGGAGCUUUUGCAUGGAAGAAGCAGGUGACGUUUAAAGUUUCUCCCGCUGGUGGAAGCUGUGACCUCGCCGGAACGAGCUAGGUGGAGCUGGACCAAGUUUUAUUAUUUAAUCAAGGUGGAGUUUGUUG
Messenger RNA from Cuscuta campestris, 876 nucleotides. NCBI's taxonomy places the organism in Eukaryota, Viridiplantae, Streptophyta, Magnoliopsida, Solanales, Convolvulaceae. The record is from the annotation of a GenBank genome assembly.